AACGUUUUGCAUACAAAUCAUAGAAAACUCAUUCAAAUGUAAUUUCCUUUUAUUGUAUAAGGAUACACUUUGUUUACUAAUAUUAGAUUUGUAUAUCCUAAUAGUAAAAAAAACAUGACAUCCCCUAAAAAAAUGUCUUCCGAAAUUAAUUAAUGAUCAACUUUUUGCGAACACUAUCGUGCGACUUUUUUCUUAAUUAUUUACCUCGGAAAUGACGAAAAGUAUGAGUAUUUCAUGAUAUUUCAUCUUUAUCAACGAAGUUGACUAUUUAAACAGGAUUUCAUUAGUUUCAUAUAUCAGUCUAAUACUAUUGUUAAGAAGAUUAUGGAAGCAAAAUUACAGCCUUUAAUCACUCUAUGUGUUAUACUUUUGGUUGAUGGUGCGGUUUUAAACAGAUCUAUUCAUGACCAACUGCAAGAUAAUGGUUUAACAAAUACAAAGGUCCAAGCAUUCGGUAGAGGGCAGACACAUAUAGCGCCACGGUUGGACAAAACACCAUUAUUCAAUAUGUUCUACACCCAGCCAUUCGUUGAUCCAAAAUCACAUUUAGAUCAAUUGCAUACUAAUCAAAGAACAUACCGGAAUGAAUACUACUGGAAUUCAAUAUUCAACAGUUUAUUUAGGGACCUGAUGUCAGAGUUAAGACAGAAUGCCAAUCCAGCAAAUAUAUUGACAAAUUUAAAUGAGGAACAAGCACCUGUUAUAAAUCACCGAUAUGAAGUUUCUAUAAUUGAUCCAAGAACGAUAAACCGCAAAAAAACGACAAAUAAUUUUGAUAAACCUACACAGAAAACCCCGAAUCCGCCAUCACCAGUAGUAAAUGCUGUACCAAUCGAAAGGGUGACAAACUUAAAUGAAGAACUAAAACCUUUUAUAAAGCAUCAAAAUAAAGUAUCAAAAGGAGAUCCUAGAAAUGGUGAUCAAGAAUCAUCUAUACAUAGUGUGAAUCAACCUGUUUCAAACAUAGACCAUGCGCAAUCCACAUUAAUUGAUCAUAAAACAAUCGAAAGUGUACCAAACUUAAAUGAUUUGCAAGCGUCAAUUAUCAAACAUCGAUACAAAGUGUCCAUCGAUGACCCAAGAACCAGCAAACAAAAGGAAACUAGAAGAAAUCUUGAAAAACCUGGAUCAAUAAUUGAUCAUCCGCAAUCUACCAUAAAUGAUCAUAAAACAAUCGAAAGUUUUCCUAACUUAAAUGAUUUGCCAGCUCCAAUUAUCAAACGUCGAUACAAAGUGUCCAUGGUGGAUCCCAGAACAAUCAAACAAAAAGAAGUUACAAGAAAUCUUGAUAAACCUGGAUCAAUAAUUGACCAUCCGCAAUCUACUGUAAAUGAUCCUAAAACAGUCGAAAGUUUUCCUAAAUUAAAUGAUUUGCCAGCCCCAAUUAUUAAACGUCGAUACGAAGUGUCAAUGGUGGACCCCAGAACCAUCAAACAAAAAGAAACAAGAAGAAAUCUUGACAAACCUGGAUCAACAAUUGACCAAAUGUCAUCUUCAGUAGAUCCUACAACAAUAGGAGGUUUGACACCAUUAAAUGAAGUACCUAUGAUAGAACAUCAAUAUAAAGCGACUAUAAUUGACCCAAGAACGAUCGAACGGACAUUUUCUAAACAAAAGCAAGAUAAUAAAGCACUUAUGAUGCAAAAGAAUCCAACAACUGCAGACAAUUUUGAGAAAUUUCUCAGUUUAUGGUCUUCAAAUUCAGAAAACAUUCCUUUUCCUCUUAUAAACAACCAAAAGAACCCAUUCAGAAUCUAUCAAAUGCCUGUUUAAUGCUCUUUAUUAAAUGGAGGUCCUGUUAAUUGAAUGCCUGUAUACUCGGGUAGGUCAGACCGAACCCGUUCAAAGAAUGAACAAACUCUCAUAAGGAUAUUUUAGAUAUGAACGUGAUUAAAUGUAUAUACUUGCUACAUUGAUCCACUCAGUUUUAGACUUUGUGACUAGUGACACUGUAUGGACAAAGUCUUAUCAAUAUCUGCAGUUUACAAUCCAGUCUUUUCAUUAUGAAAAUAGAAUUAGCAUGGGUAGUAUAUUUUUUUCAUUAGACACAUUAUAUGAGAUCUUCGAAAAAGAAAAAAGAGGUAUUUUAUAAUGUUAAAAUACUGUUAAUUACAUAUUGAUUAUGUAAUUUAUGUAAUUAUUGUACAAAUAAAAUCUGUAAACGAAAUUU
Mytilus trossulus (common blue mussel) is the source of this 2170-nucleotide messenger RNA. RefSeq lists its product as uncharacterized. The record is from RefSeq and is a predicted model, not a curated record. The transcript is spliced from 3 exons. NCBI's taxonomy places the organism in Eukaryota, Metazoa, Mollusca, Bivalvia, Mytilida, Mytilidae. Bases 325 to 1773 code for a protein of 482 amino acids.